AUUUUUAUAGCUCCCUAUUUCUCUCUUUCGCGCAAACUUUUCAUAUGUCAACGGUAUGUUUUUAGUUGGACUUGUACGUAAACAAACAAAUUGUUCCCGAAACCUUCGUCACACUUUUAUGAUCCGCUACGCGUAUUUUAUCAGAUAAGAGUUGGUAAAGAGUAAAAAAAAUUGCAAAUGUCCCCGUUACAUUGUAGGUUUUGCUAGUAUUUUGUACAAAUAAUCACUGCUAGUACCUGUUACUUCGCGGUAGAAAGUGUUUUCAAAAGAAUGUUUCGUAAAAUAUUUCCCACGACGUACGUGGUGAAAGUUGCACAAAGAUGUAUCCACAGAAAUGUUAGCAUGACAGUAAGGCCACGGAUCUGUAUCGUAGGUGCUGGCCCAGCUGGUUUCUACACUGCCCAGUACAUCCUGAAACAUCUGGACAACUCUGAUAUCGACAUUGUAGAGAAACUACCUGUACCUUUUGGAUUGGUGAGGUUCGGCGUAGCACCAGACCACCCGGAAGUGAAAAAUGUUAUCAAUACAUUUACCAAAACAGCCGAAAACCCUCGUGUACGGUUUCUUGGAAAUUUAACAUUGGGAAAGGAUUUCACACUUCAAGAAUUGCGGGAACAAUAUCACGCCGUGUUGCUUACGUAUGGAGCAGAACAAGACAAUACGUUGAACAUUCCAAACGAAACCCUUCAAAACGUACUCUCGGCAAGAGAGUUCGUCGCUUGGUACAAUGGCUUGCCCGGUUUUGAGAAUCUAAACCCUGACCUUAGCGGUCAAUCUAUGACCUUAUUAGGUCAAGGAAAUGUAGCUGUCGACGUAGCACGCAUCGUUCUUUCAAGCGUGGACGAUUUGAAAAAAACUGAUAUUACUGAGUAUGCCCUAGAAGCACUUUCACGAAGCCGUAUCGAAACUGUUCAUCUCGUUGGACGAAGAGGUCCUUUGCAGGCAGCGUUCACUAUUAAGGAACUGCGGGAAAUGUUGAAGCUCUCUAACUGCGUAACGAAAUGGAGAGUUGAUGAUUUCGAUCAUGUAGAAGAAACCAUACCAAAUCUACCUCGUCCUAGGAAGCGCAUCACUGAACUGAUGGUGAAAAGUUUAACAGAACAACAGCAGAAUCAAAGCCCCCACACGGGACGGUGCUUUCAACCAAUCUUCUUCCGUUCGCCGGUUAACUUCAUUGGCAGCGGUAAGGUUGAAGCUGUAGAGUAUGUUGCCAAUAAGCUGGUUGAUGGUAGAGCACGUCCUACCGAUCAGCGGGAAACGAUAGCGGCGGAUCUUGUGUGCCGCAGCAUCGGAUACCGUGCCGUGAGCGUGGACAAUCAUAUCAAUUUUGAUGAUCGCAAAGGAUGCGUUAUCAAUGCUGGAGGGCGUGUCUUGAAACAAAAUCUCACCGGAAGUGAUCAAACUAUUGACGACAUCGAGGAUAAGUACGAAACUGGCCUGUACGCAUCGGGCUGGCUUGCUACCGGACCGACGGGUGUAAUUCUUACGACGAUGAAUAAUUCCUUCGGCGUGGCCGAUACGGUGUGUCGCGAUUUCAAUAGCAACACCAUACGUCUCAAGGAUUCCCGGCCCGGACUGGACCUUACCGGUCGUACCUACGUUAGCUGGAACGGAUGGAAAGCCAUCGACAAUGAGGAAGUUAAAAAUGGCCUAGCAAAAGGUAAACCACGAGAAAAGCUUACCUGCGUAAAAACUAUGCUGCAGAUUGCAUCUAAUGCAAGCGAUUAAGUUCUCGGAGAACGUCGCACAGUUUGUUAUUGCUAGUACCUGCCGCAUAUGUAUUCGUUGUUAGGUUUUAGCAUCGUUUAUUUUUCAUAACUUUCCUUGGGAGUGGAUCAUUCAAUCGGUAAAGUUUAACAAAUAGAAUCAUCACUCACUGCGCA
Molecule: messenger RNA, 1883 nt
Organism: Anopheles funestus (African malaria mosquito)
Lineage: Eukaryota; Metazoa; Arthropoda; Insecta; Diptera; Culicidae
Gene: dare
Product: NADPH:adrenodoxin oxidoreductase, mitochondrial
Exons: 6
Coding region: 271-1728 (485 amino acids)
Biological process (GO): ubiquinone biosynthetic process
Cellular component (GO): mitochondrion
Source: RefSeq, a predicted model, not a curated record